AGAGGAGAGAGGGAGGGAGAAGUGAUCUUAAUCUCAACAAAAAAUGAACAAUACUGGGCGGGUAAUCUCCGGCGCAAGGCGGUUCGGAAUCGGAAAACAGAUCUCUACGACGGCGGCGGCGGCUCCGGCGGGAAAUGGGGAAAGCCAAAGCCUGUACAGAAGGCUGUCGGGUUUGGGAGCGACGGGAGGCAGCGUUUGGAAGACGCUUAACGAGUACGUCAUGGAGGGUAAUGUCGUCCGCAAGUACGAGCUUUGGCAAUGCGUCAAGGAGCUUCGCAAGUUCAGGAAGUUCCGCUCUGCCCUUGAGAUAAUGGAAUGGAUGGAGAUGAGGAAAAUCAAUUAUUCUCACAGUGAUCACGCGAUGCGUCUGGAUCUUAUCUCCAAAACCAAAGGGAUUGCGGCCGCGGAGAAUUACAUGAGCAAUCUUUUGUCAUCAGAAAAGAACAAAUUCAGUUAUGGGGCACUUUUGAAUUGCUAUUGCAUGGAAACCAUGGAAGACAAAGCAUCGGAGCUCUUUGGGAAGAUGGAGGAGUUGGGGCUUGUUACAAACGCUUUGCCUUUCGCCAAUCUCAUGACAAUGUACAUGAAAAUGGGCAAACCUGAAAAAGUCCCCUGCAUAGUACAGGGAAUGAUGAAGAGGAAUGUGUAUCCGAGCACCUAUGUUUACAAUGUUUUGAUGCAAACCUACGCGUCCUUAAAUGAUUUUGUAGGAGUGGAAAGAGUUUUGGCUGAGAUUGAAAUGUUAGAGCAAGGCAAGUGCAAUUGGACAACAUAUAGUAACCUAGCUACAAUCUAUGUGAAGGCUGGGCUUUUUGAAAAAGCUAUGGUCGCUCUUCGAAAGCUAGAGUGUACGAUGAAACCCGGGUCGCGUCAAGCGUUCCAUUUCCUAAUAAGCCUCUAUGCUGGGAUUGGUCAACUCGGUGACGUUAAUAGGGUAUGGAAAACCCUGAAUGAGGUUUAUCCAACAUUCAACAACAUGAGCUAUCUUGUCAUGCUUCAAGCUCUUUCUAAGCUCGAUGAUGUCGAGGGCUUGAGGAAGUGCUUUAAGGAGUGGGAGUCUAGUUAUUCCUGUCAUGAUAUCAGGUUGACGAAUGUGGUUAUAGGCGUUUACCUUCGUCACGGCAUGCACAAAGAGGCGGAGUUGCUCUUUGAAGACACCAUAAAAAGGUUUAAAGGGCCUUUUGUUAAAACUCGGGAAAGGUUCAUGUUUUUCUUCUUGGAGAACCGUCGAACGGAUUUAGCUCUUAGCUAUUUGGAUUCCAAUGUUUCUGAAGCCAAGGAUGUCGAAUGGCAUCCACCCCCAUCACUAGUAAGUGCCUUUUUGAGCUAUUUUGAGGAAGAGAGUGAUGUUCAUAGUGCUGAAAGGGUUGUCGACAUUCUAAAACCUUUUCGCUGUCUCAAUUCGGACCAUUACCAAUUGUUGUUGAAGAUUUAUGUGGCUGCUGGCAAGAUUGCUCUGGAUACGCGUAGGAGGUUGGAGGAAGUUGGUGUUGAAAUUAGCUGCGAAAUUGAGGAGUUGCUUCAAAGGGUUUGCCCUUAUUAGAUUAGUUUUGUAUAAGCUCUGUAAUCUUGAAAUGCAUUAUAAAAUAUUUUUGGCA
This is a messenger RNA of Morus notabilis, 1598 nucleotides long. Its product is annotated as pentatricopeptide repeat-containing protein At1g02370, mitochondrial. Gene Ontology annotation, cellular component: mitochondrion. Gene Ontology annotation, molecular function: protein binding. NCBI's taxonomy places the organism in Eukaryota, Viridiplantae, Streptophyta, Magnoliopsida, Rosales, Moraceae. The record is from RefSeq and is a predicted model, not a curated record. The coding region runs from base 44 to 1543 and encodes 499 amino acids. The transcript has 2 exons.